Messenger RNA from Colossoma macropomum (tambaqui), 6348 nucleotides. It is a transcript of the gene map3k21, whose product is annotated as mitogen-activated protein kinase kinase kinase 21. The record is from RefSeq and is a predicted model, not a curated record. Gene Ontology annotation, molecular function: protein binding; JUN kinase kinase kinase activity; ATP binding. NCBI's taxonomy places the organism in Eukaryota, Metazoa, Chordata, Actinopteri, Characiformes, Serrasalmidae. Gene Ontology annotation, biological process: protein phosphorylation. The transcript is spliced from 11 exons. Bases 1 to 3054 code for a protein of 1017 amino acids.
AUGGAUGUUCCCCAGGCCGUUUCCCCGAGCGGUGAGGGAUGCCGAGGUGAGCUCCCUGGCCGCCCGUGGCCCCCUCACUCUGCGCCAGUGUGCUCUCGCUCCCGCUCGCUGUGGACUGCAGUGUAUGACUACGAAGCCAGCGGUGAGGAUGAACUGAGCCUGAGGCGUGGCGACGUGGUGGAGGUGCUGUCUAAGGAUGCAGCCGUGUCAGGGGACGAAGGCUGGUGGACUGGCAAGCUCAACCACCGCGUGGGCAUCUUUCCCUCCAAUUAUGUCACAUACCAGCCUACUGUUUAUCGACGGGAGGCUGUGCCUGCAUCCCCCGUGCAGAUCCCCUUCAGUGAGCUGGUACUGGAGGAGAUAAUUGGCGUUGGAGGUUUUGGUAAGGUGUACCGGGGCACCUGGAAGGAGCAGGAGGUGGCGGUAAAGGCGGCCCGCCAGGACCCCGACGAAGACAUCAUGGCAACAGCAGAGAGCGUAAAGCAAGAGGCCAAACUCUUUUCCAUGCUGCAGCAUCCCAACAUUAUCAAACUUGAAGGAGUGUGUUUAGAAGAGCCCAACCUGUGCCUGGUGAUGGAGUAUGCUCGAGGGGGCACCCUCAACCGGGCUCUCACAGGCAGGAGGAUACCCCCGCACAUUCUGGUAAACUGGGCCGUGCAGAUUGCCAGAGGCAUGCACUACCUCCACGAAGAUGCUGUGGUGCCUAUCAUCCACCGAGACCUGAAGUCCAGCAAUAUUUUACUACUUGAAAAAAUUGAGAACAAUGACAUUGGUAGGAAGACACUGAAGAUCACUGACUUUGGGCUUGCCAGAGAGUGGCACAAGACGACCAAAAUGAGUGCUGCUGGCACAUACUCUUGGAUGGCUCCUGAGGUCAUCAAGUCCUCCCUCUUCUCCAAAGGCAGUGAUGUAUGGAGUUAUGGGGUGCUCCUCUGGGAACUGCUGACAGGAGAGGUACCUUAUCGUGGGAUUGAUGGUUUGGCCGUUGCUUAUGGAGUGGCUGUCAACAAAUUAACACUUCCCAUCCCAUCCACUUGUCCUGAGCCUUUCGCCAAGCUCAUGGAAGAAUGCUGGGAGCAGGAUCCUCACAUCCGACCAACAUUCGCUGCUAUCCUGGAGCAGUUGACAGCCAUAGAGGAGGCAGUAAUGGCCACCAUGCCGCAGGACUCUUUCCACUCAAUGCAGGACGAUUGGAGGGUGGAGAUCCAGGAGAUGUUUGAUGAGCUGCGGACUAAAGAGAAGGAACUGCGUUCGCGUGAGGAGGAGUUGACACGGGCAGCGCUGCAGCAGAAGUCACAUGAGGAGCUCUUGAAGAGGAGGGAACAGCAGUUGGCCGAGAGAGAGAUCAAUGUGCUUGAGCGCGAGCUCAACAUUCUUAUUUUCCAACUCAACAAGGACAAGCCCAACGUCAAAAAGAGGAAGGGCAAGUUUAAGCGCAGUCGCCUCAAGCUUAAGGAUGGAAACCGCAUCAGCUUGCCUUCAGAUUUUCAACAUAAGAUCACAGUGCAGGCUUCACCUUCCAUGGAGAAAAGGAGGAGCCUCAACAGCACCACUUCCAGCCCCCCCAGCAGCCCUACUCUCAUCCCCCGCCUGCGUGCCAUCCAGUUGAGCUGUCCGAGUGACUCUUGCCAAAGGGACAGUAUAUAUGUGUAUCACCAAGACGUGGAUAUCACAAGUGAAUAUAAACCUCGAACAGGAAGGAGAGUAACACUGGAUGAAAGCAACAGAACAUGGGGCAGGAGCACUAUCUAUAAGCCUGAGGAGUUUGAGGAUGCAAAGAAGGGCAUAAAGAAGAAGGUUCGCACAUGGGGACCGAGCUCCAUUCAGACCAAGGAGAGAGGAAACUGUGCUGAAAGAGUUCGACCACUGUCAGAUGGAAGUAAUCCUUGGUCUACUAGUCUCAUGAAGUCUCAGAAAUCUGUGCCUCUGGCUGCAUUAUUUGCAGAGCAGGGAAUGGCUAAAGAUGACAUGAGCUCUACUGAUGCUUCAGACAACAAACCAAAGCAACUCAAGUUCCCUAAUCAGGUGUAUAUUGAUCUACCUCUGUGGAAGGAUGAGCAGGGUGAGGGGGCAGGGCCUGGCGGAGGAGGGGGUGGGGCUGAAAGCCAGGAGGAUCCCACCACCUCAACUAGCUCUACCAGCACCACCCCUCAGCACACGCCCACCAACAGCCUGAAGCGUUCGAGUGGGCGCCGCCGCACUGAUUCAGUGCUCUAUGGCUGUGCCUCUAUCCUAGCAUCCGUGGCUCUGGGCUUCGACCUACGGGAGGUCCACAGGGCUGUAGCCAGUGAGGAGCUGGAGCCACGGGAGGAGAAGAAAAAGCGCGAGGGUCUCUUUCAGCGGGCCACACGCUUCCGUCGAAGCACUAGCCCCCCUGGCAGCCGUUCACGCAAGGACGACGCUUCACCGGCACCCGUCAACCUGCUGGCAAUGUCUUCCAUCUCAGAGUGCAACUCUACCAAGUGUCUCCUCCAGUCGGACUCCGAAGGGCCCGAGCACAGCCCUGUGAAAGAGUCACCGCCAGACAGUUCCAGGUUAUAUCAGGCUGGCCAGGUAGCAUUGCCAGCCCAGAGUGGCAGGACCCUAGGCAGAGAAGAUGCUCCUGGACCAGACCACAACCAUGCCCCUGGCUCCCGGCUUAGGAGGAAGAAAUCCAGCCCUGCUGUUUGUCACAACACUGGUACCAGUAACUCUGUGACCAAACCUGCAGUCUCAUCCUCCCAGAGGAAGAAGCCUGACAGAGAGACCAGCCAGGAGAAGCAAAUCACACCAGAAUCAGUGUCCAGACCAAGACCCCUCUCUCUAAGAGGUAAACCUCACUCCUGGGGCCUUCUGAGGAGUCGUAACAAGAGCUACUCUCUCGGGCACUACUCUGGAGAGAAGAGUGCCCAGAACCUUGGGAUUGUGCUCUCUUCUGAGGUCAAAGUGGACUGCUCUCUGCUGGAUAUGGACACUGAGGGUCAGAAACGCGAUUGCACUGUUCCCCUCUGUCGAAUUCAGAGCACCCCAAGUCGUCCCUCUGUCUUUGAACUGGAAAAGGAGUUUUUGUCCUGAAAUAAGCUGCCUCUCCUUAUGGAGCCUGAAUCAUGUUUUGACUUCACAAAAGAUUUUCCACUUUUCAGGAUUCACUGAACACCAUGGCUUUUCUCCUAAUUUUAAGCUAUUGCUGCUGGAGUUAUCAUGUUUUACCUUUUUAUUUAUACUCAGUUUAUUUUGAUAAGUAAUUUAAUAUGAAAGGACAUAUGAAGAGAAUGAUCAACAUUCCAUUUUACUGAAGAGUUGCCAGUGUGUAGCCUGUUUGUUUUUACACUACCACUUGACUUGUGCACAUUCCAUAUGAAGAGGCAAGAUCUCUGCAUAUGAUGGUACUACUACUGUUAAAGAGCAUUGUAAUGUGCUUUUUUGUAUUAGAUACAUGAUCAAGUUACGUAUUCUUUAUUCGUCCUGGAUGUUUAGAAUCAAGUUCAUUAUGAAUUUAAACAUUCUGGAAAUCAAAUACUACUGUAGUCUGCUCCAAUCAAAUUCUCUUAAUCCCACCCCCAGCCCCUCCCUCACCCCCUGCUCAUUUCUUGGCCUUUGCGUAUGUAGAUGUGGUGGCACAAGGAGACUUUGGUGUACAGUGUGGAGUGUUUUUCAGUAUUGUCCUUUACUCCAGUGAGCCGGUACAAAUAAGCAAAUCAUAAAUGGUCACAGAAAAUGCGUUAGUUCCCUGUGGAAGUUACAUGGGUCAUAUGACAGCAGAGGGACAGAACGACUUCCUCUGCUUUUAACUGGACACUUUCUGCUUUUCUGUGAAUUUCGCUGUAGUGAAUGUUCCAAAAUUUAGAUUGUUUGCAUUAAACCACCCACGGUUUCCCUGCAGUUUAUGACAGCUUUUUAUAUAGUGUUAUCCUUAGAAGCAUUUGCCAGGUCUGGCCUGGUUGAAAUAGCAUAGUUAAUCAUUGUGCCAUCAGUAUUACAGUAAUCAGCGUUGUUCUUUCAGAUGUUUGACGGAAGUUUUCUUGCUGUGUAGACCUUUUUGGCUUCCCACAGGUGACCUUUUCUUGAUGUCUCCACACCUGGGGAAACUUUGAGCAUUGUCUGAUAUUUGGCCAAUGUUUGUCAGAUAUCUAAGUGCACUUUUACUGUGCGUGGUUGGUUUACUUCCCAAAAUGUACAAGAUCCAGACACGCAUUUGUGCGUUCUAGUGCUACCUUGUCAGUGUUUUCUCAUGGUAACACAGCUACGUAGAAAGACACAGAAAAGGAACUAUUUGUAUUUGUUAAUACAUGCCUGAAUAUCCACAGCUGAGGAUAGAAAGAGUGAAAUGUCUUCAUUUCAACUUCAAAACCACUCCAUCUGAAAUAACUGGCAGCCCUGCAACACAAUUUCAGGAUAGUGUUGCCUGAAAAGUUUGUAAUGUUUUUCACAGGAAUAGCUGUGAUGAUUGCAUAUCCUGCCCCAAUUGCAUUUGGCUUUUAAAUGAAGUUUUUUCAUUGCACACUCUAGUAUUCUGUGUAGAAUAAUAACUGAUAUUAAUGUGCUGUUUUAUUUGGGGCAUUUGUAGACAAUAGUGUCUUAUUGGAUGGAUUAAUGUGACUUUGAUGAGCUUAUGCAUUGAAUCAGCUGACUUAAAAGAAGUUUUUGAUGCCUCCUUCAGCACGGUUCCAGACUCAGUAAUAUUAGCAAUUUAUUCCCUAAUGUCUUUUAGCUUCUGCUUCCCUGAUGGUGAUCUGUUGUUUAUUUGUAAUGGAAAAGCUCACAGAAUUGCUUCCUAUGCGUCUCCUGUAUAUCUCCCCAAAAAAAGCUCUAUACAAGGCUGCUAAACAGACUUGAUUACUUGCUUUCAGCUCAGAGCUCUGAAGUAUCAGUGCCCCUACUGAAGGUUGCAGUUCUCUGAAAAUUACUUCCAGAAUAUUAGAAAAGACUACUAGUAGGGGCAUAAACAUUUAUAAUGGUGCUUUAAGGUACUGGGUUCAGAAGUAGGCACAAAAAGUGUAUAUCAAUGCACUGUUCCUAGAAUUAAAGAGCCUUUUCUUUUAAUAACGUGGUUGUUGACAGUCAUAGCAGGCCUAGAUAUUCAUUCUUUGUGCAUCACAGUGCUGAUAUUUUUCCAAGCUCAUUUGCUUCAAUUGUAUUUUCUCAAAUGCUUUUAUGGUGUUGUCCUAGACUUUGUUUUGUGCAGUCAUCUCCAAAAAGACUUUGGUAAUCAUUUAUUACUUUCCUUGCCUCCUUCGCGCGUCACCUGAUAUCAAAUAACUGGAUCCGGGGGACUAAGAGGAAAUAAUAAGUAAAUGUUUAAAAAAUGCGAAAACCUUUACCUUGAAUUGUUUUGUAGAUUUGAUGAACUCAGUCUGCCUGAAUUGUGCUAUUCACUACCAGGGUCCAUAUAUAUGCUUUGCAGCAAGAGAAUGUGUUCACUCCAGUCAGGGUGUAGGUACGAUGGAAGUGUAGUGUCACUUUAACGAAAGAUAUUCUAGGGUCUCCAGUGGAAAAAGAUUUAAAUCUUUGCAGUUACCUCACUUAUUCGCAAAUGUCUGGACCUUCUUGUGAAGUAGGCAUGUGUGUGUGGUCUGGUCACAAUGUCAAAAUGUCCUGAAUUAACUGCACAUUCAAUGUGGUGAUCUUGGUAUCUUCUUAUGUAGCACUGUGAUUUUUGAUAUUAUGACUUUUUAUUUUGAUCAUGUAAUGACAAACAUAUGUUUUCAUGUGAAAUUGAUUUUAUUAUUAUUUUAAAGUGUUAUAUAGACAGGACUGGCAGAGUGCUGAGUGAGGCUGGAACUGCAGUUGCACGCUUGAUUUUAUGAACAAAAGACUGUGGAAACCUUGUGCUUUGUAUGAUGUCCAUACAGUAAUUAUUUUUACUAAGAUGAAGUAAUGAUACAGUGGAGUUUCUUGAGAGAGACAGUGGUAGGUACUGUAUUUUUCAUUACAUUAUAGACUUCCACGCUGUUUCAUCUGGACACUCUUUGUGAAAGUGCCCUGAAAUGCAUAAAUGAACUGAGCGUUUCACUGGAUUUAGGGACCAAACAACACAUUUUCACUUUCUUAAAUUUUUCACCAAAGUUGAACUUUUUCUUUUGAGAAGGCAAAACCAGCAGUUUGGUUUGUGAAAAUGUUUUUAAAAAUAAAUACAUUUGUUACAUAGUACACAUAUACUGUAUUUAGUCAUUACAGGUGCUUUUGCAUCAUUUGCAUUCUUUCAGUGUCCGUUUGACCCACUUGACCAAAUCAAUGUUGAACUUUGUUUCUUGGAGGUGGGUUGCUGGUGCUCUUUACCAGCUAUUUGCUCCAAUAGUGGUUAAUGGGUUGAUCCCAGAGUUACUAUUAUAUUGUACACAAGUGAUCAAUAAAUCCUUUUAUUCCUGA